Gymnodraco acuticeps is the source of this 2509-nucleotide messenger RNA. RefSeq names its product zona pellucida-like domain-containing protein 1. The coding region runs from base 748 to 2100 and encodes 450 amino acids. The record is from RefSeq and is a predicted model, not a curated record. The transcript is spliced from 11 exons. Lineage: Eukaryota; Metazoa; Chordata; Actinopteri; Perciformes; Bathydraconidae. Gene Ontology annotation, cellular component: cell surface.
UUACAAAAAGUAUACUGUAGAACAAUAAUGAGACUAGUAUCACAUCAUAAGAUCUCUGAAUAGGUGCACCUUGUUAUGAUCACUGACCCUGCUCUUUCAUAAACCUACGAAAAAUAAAACACUGCUGUUAUGUAUAUGUUAUGGUUUCUUAAGGUUUAUGCAAAGCUCUCCAUGCCCAUACCCAACACAGCAACAAAAGGUUUUUCUAUCGUACAGCAUCUUUAUCUACAUCAACCUAGAAUUAACAUCAAGUUGCAUCUUAUGCCAGACCAGAUGAGAUGAUUGCCAUUGCAAUACUGGGUAUAUAAAGCUCAUUCUGUUAAUGUGGCAUUAAGGGGGAAACAAUUCAGAAUCAAUCUGGCGCCCUGCUGUUAAACACAUUAUUAAAAGCAAACUAUUGAUAAAACAAUGUUGUCUUGUAACUUUCACCUCUCAAAGAAAAUCACACAAUCCUCAAAUGUCUCUAUUGGUCUAUCUGAGCUCUCUGAGGAUGGGACAAGCUUAAUUACAUUUUCGCUGUGAGAGUCAUAUCGUCACAUUAAUAAUUCCAACCAAACUGCUGAUUAAUAAAUCCUCAUAACAAAACAGUAUUCUAAAACACCAGUGAACUGUGACAGAGAGCUGGAUGUGGGAUUAAAAGUGGCUUAAAAGCUGCAUGUUACAAUCAAUAGAAGGUGAAUCUUCAACCCUCUUAAUUUUAGAUUUAUUGUUAAUCAAAUUCAAAAUGUAUGUACAAUAUUAAAAAAAAUGAAAUUAAAGAUGUUAAAAGCUCCACUCACAUUACACUAUUGUGUGAGAUGUUCCCGCACACGCCCCUGUAGAGGCGACAGUAUAAAUGCAGAGCUCUGGUUGCUGAUAUCAAGACAGAAAAUGAAGACUUACUGGUCCACAUUCAGAACAAUGAGGCUGAUCAUCCUUGUGUGCCAGCUUAGCCUCUUUAUGAGGACUGAGGCCCAGCUACCAGAAGAUUGCGCUCUAAGCGAAACAAACAGAGCUCCAAAAAACUCGGACAUCACUGUGGACUGCGGCACUCAGUUUAUGGACCUGAGCAUCUACAUUUGUCCAGUGUACCAAGCACUUUACAAUGAGUCUCUGAUGGUCCUCAAUAAUCAGAUAAACACACCUGAGUGUUAUGGGACUGCCGACUGGACCAUGACCCCACCAGUCUUAAAAUUCAGAUUCCCAAUGAAUGAAAGUUCUGUUUCAUCCUGCAACAAUGACUUUAAGAUAUCCGAUCAGGUUGGAACUGGAGACUUUGCUGACUUCUCCAAAGUCCAGUAUGUCAACAUCUCUGGCACUAUAAACUCAGUAGACCCCUCUUCAGGUAUGAUCACUUAUCUCCCGCAGAUCUUAUACAAGUUCUCCUGCUUCUACCCGAUGCAGUAUCUCGUGAACAACACCCAACUGAGCGUAUCAGGUUCGAGUCUUGCCAUAAGAGACAACAAUGGUAGUUUCAUCAGCACACUGAGUAUUCUGCUCUUCAAAGAUGAACUGUACCAAGAAAGGUUGAUUAUACCAGAAACAGGACUAAAUCUGAAGACCAAGAUUUAUGUUGCAGUUAAAGCAAACAAUCUAACAGACAGGUUCAACGUGAUGCUAGACAGAUGCUACGUAACAACAAAUCCAGAUCCCAUUCAGUUAACCUAUUAUGACCUUUUUGUUGGGUGUAACCGUGACCCACAAACUAAGGUGGAUCUUAAUGGAGAGAAGCAGGAGGCACACUUCUCCUUUGAGGCCUUCAGAUUUGUGCAGCACAAAAACAAGACAGUUUCCACCUUCUUCCUGCACUGUGUCACCAGGCUCUGUGAGCCGUUGGCGUGUAGCAAAUUGUUCCCUGACUGUACAACAAAUCGGAGAAAGAGAGCGGUCCAGGAUGCGUUGCCCAAUGCUACCGUCACCUCGCCUGCCAUUCUGGUGGGAAAACAAACCAGUGGAGAAGCUCAAACUUUCUCAGCUUCUUACGGUACACCAGUUGAGAGCAACUACAGCAGCCCCGUGGUGGCUGUUAUUGUCUGCAUUGUCGUCCUGACUAUUGUCAUCCUUGCCAUGGCUGUUUACUUUACAUUGUACAGCAGACAGAGAAAACCAAUCAUCCAGUAACAAACCCUGACUGAGAGCUGAGUCCUUCCCCAAUCUGAGUGCCAGCUUAGUACGUCAUGAUUUACAAAGCAAUGAUGUUAUACACAGAUAUUAAUUGAGAGACGUUAGUCAGAAAUGUCAUACUGUCAUAUUACCAUUUCACACACAUUAUAACAUUAGUAGUAAUCUAGGCUUGCUUGAUAAUCAUAAUUAGUCACAUUGUUUAUUAAUAUGGGGAUGGAGAAUCUUUACUAUAAUGAUAUGUUAGUUUAAUCAUGUUGUCAGAGUCAUAUUGAAGUAUUUAAAGAAUGGUGGUUGAUUAAGAUUGUUGUUAUCAUUUAGAAAUGUUGUACUUUUGAAUUGUUCUCAAUGAGAUUGAUGAAAACAAUUCUGCUUAGUCAAACAUUAAAAUGUUCACUGUCUCUCACUG